CCUCUGCAGCUUGUCACCUGUGUACGCUGACGAGGGAGAAGUCAAGUUGCAAGACAUCAGCAUACCCGAACAUUAUUCUCAUGAUGACAUCUGGUACAAGAUGGACAAUCUGAACGCAGGAAAAAAGUGUGGAAUAUGUGCCAUCAUAAAAGUUAAGAGUCCUGACACGCAAGAACAAUCGGGAGCUGAAGCAGACGCCAAGACCAUAGAAAGUGUAUUUGGUGGCGUCAUUGGCUUUGACGUUAAAGUUUACCACGCUUCCGCACCAGCGGAUAUCCGCGAAAAGCUCAAAACGUGUAAAGACUAUAUUGAGAAGGAUUCAUCGAGAGCAUCAGAUUGCUUCGCCUGCUUUGUGUUGGGUCACGGCAAGGAAGAUAUCACGUUCCCUUUCGGCGGCGAACUGAUUGACCUGGAAUACAUCUACGACCAGUUCAGUAACAAAGUCUGCACGAAGCUUCUUGGGAAACCCAAAUUGUUCUUCUUACACACGUUACGUGGCUGGAAACAGGGAGGCGAACAUCACUUUGCUGACGGUCCGAGCAAGACUACAAGUGUGCCUUCACGUGCUGAUUUCUUUACAUUCGAGAGUACCUCGGCAGGUUAUCUUUCGUCUUCGGGUUCAGUUCGUGGUUCUUUAUUCGUCCAGGCGCUCUGUCAAGUCAUCAAAAGAGACUAUCUUACCAAGAAUUUCCAAGAAAUGAUGACACUGGUCAAGUAUUAUGUAGCACGGGAAAAGAAACCGGAUGAGACACUGUACAGACACUCCACGCUCACGAAGAAUAUUCGGUUUGCAGCUGAAGAGAUCGACGUGGACGACGAAUCCACAUCCUCGCACCCAAGUACUGUUGUGAACAGACAACUGAUAGAUGUGCGGCCACCAAGUCCGUGUAUUGAAGAUAACCGAAACAACCCUAUUGCGGAUGGGAACCUGGAGUGUGUGGCAGAUACAGAGAUAAAAUGGAGGCCGAAAGGAAUAAGCAAAUUGGUGAAACUUGGUGAAGUCGGAGGAAAUUACAGAAUAGUCAGUAGAAUGUUCAUGUUGAAAGAUUACACCUUCGAGCUAGAGGUUACUGCCGGGGACCAGGCUGGAAAGCCGCAUCUGGAGUGUGCGCUACGCCUGUGCCCCGGUCGCAAUGACGAUAACCUGGAAUGGCCAUUCAGUACGCCGUACACGAUAACCCUCUGCCACCCUCAUGACGAAGACUAUAGCAUCCCGGUAACUGCUAUAUUCGGCACCCAUAUCCGCGCUUCCUAUGUGAGACCACGGGGUGGCAGUAAUCCUGGUGUUGCGUUCUUCCUCAUACCGCUUGAAGGAUUUCAAGGGCACCACUAUAUAAUCGACGAUGCCAUUUGCUUGUCAUUGAAGUUGCACGCUUCAGUUCAAUAAUACACUAUAAGACGAUGCAUGAAAAAGUGAAAUAUGAUAUGCUGAGUACGACACUUUUAUUGUAACCUCUUGCAGUGUUGCAGAACGCACGUGUGGUCUGCGCUACACCAGUGUUGUAGACAUAUAGAAACAAAUAAACAGAACACAUUUGGGUAAUCCACAA
This is a messenger RNA of Ornithodoros turicata, 1550 nucleotides long. Its product is annotated as caspase-7-like. Gene Ontology annotation, biological process: proteolysis. NCBI's taxonomy places the organism in Eukaryota, Metazoa, Arthropoda, Arachnida, Ixodida, Argasidae. The transcript is spliced from 7 exons. Bases 101 to 1387 code for a protein of 428 amino acids. The record is from RefSeq and is a predicted model, not a curated record. Gene Ontology annotation, molecular function: cysteine-type endopeptidase activity; protein binding.